Molecule: messenger RNA, 570 nt
Organism: Botrytis byssoidea
Lineage: Eukaryota; Fungi; Ascomycota; Leotiomycetes; Helotiales; Sclerotiniaceae
Exons: 1
Coding region: 1-570 (189 amino acids)
Source: RefSeq, a predicted model, not a curated record
AUGUGGGGGGAAAUGCUGGAUUACUUCUACGCCACUGAUCGCAAGCCCCGAAUUCAGCUAGUCCAUUGUGUUUUCGACAAAAUUUUGUUGGUCAUAGGUUCGUCGCCGCUUGCUGUGGGUUGCAUUCUUGGUUUUGUUUUUUGGACAAUUACGGCUAUCGCUGCGUUUCCUCUUUUCCUAGCAGUCGCGGGUAUGAUGCGCGUCUCAGACGCUAUUGCUCUUUCUUUGGAAAAUGUCUAUCACAUAAUCAAACGUUGGACUUCAAGAAUCUGGCGCAGGAUUUUGGGCAAUCGCAAAGGUUUAACAACAGAUCUACUACCUACAACCAAUACUCCAGUCGUCAAUCAUAUUCCAAAACAAUCUCAAGUAUCUAGUUUGGCCUCGAGUAUCUCCACCGAAACUAAGAACGACGAAAGAAACUUCGCACUUCACAGUAAUCCUGUGAUAACAACGAAUUACAUCCCCUCUGGUCCAGUCCCGAUAUUUCCUUCUCCAUGCGCUGAAAUCAGAGGCCGAUCUAGAGAGACAGAUUCGCACGUUACGGUCUUUCCCCCUCCUCCGUAUAGCUGA